This is a messenger RNA of Struthio camelus australis, 2737 nucleotides long. It is a transcript of the gene NQO2, whose product is annotated as N-ribosyldihydronicotinamide:quinone dehydrogenase 2. NCBI's taxonomy places the organism in Eukaryota, Metazoa, Chordata, Aves, Struthioniformes, Struthionidae. The record is from RefSeq and is a predicted model, not a curated record. Gene Ontology annotation, molecular function: NAD(P)H dehydrogenase (quinone) activity. Gene Ontology annotation, cellular component: cytosol.
AGUACUGGCAGGACGAGUGUUUUGUGCGCUGUCCUGAUUCCUGCCGGAGCUGGGCUUUGGGGGCUAUUUUGAGACGGGUUUUAGAAGGUAGCAGAAAAACACAGGAGCCCUUUCCACCUUCUUUAGGCCAUAUUGGACUCUCAGGACAGAAACUACUACAUGCUUCCAGAAGAUGGCAGGGAGAAAAGUCCUAAUAGUCUAUGCACAUCAAGAGCCCAACUUUGAAUGGAUCUUUGAAGAGUGUUGCAGUGGAAGAAUUGGGCAAACAAGGCUGCAGUGUCACAGUGUCUGAUUUAUAUGCAAUGCAGUUUGAGCCAAGAGCAACAAGAAAUGACAUUGUUGGUUGCUUACUCAACUCGGAACAGUUCAAUUACGGAGUUGAGGCACGGGAAGCUUAUAAGAGAGGAAAUUUAUCUGACGAUCUGAUUGAAGAGCAAAAGAAGGUGCAGGAAGCAGACUUACUGAUUUUUCAGUUUCCCUUGUAUUGGUUCAGUAUGCCAGCAAUCAUGAAGGGCUGGAUGGACAGAGUCUUGGUCGAAGGAUUUGCUCACAAAUUUCCAGAUUGUUAUGAUUCCGGUUUGCUCAAGGAUAAAUUAGCCCUGUUUUCUUUCACCACCGGAGGAAGCAGAGAGAUGUAUGCACAAGGAGGUAUCAGUGGUGAUAUUCGCUAUCUCCUGUGGCCCAUGCAGCACGGCAUCAUGCACUACUGUGGUGUCAAAGUCCUUGCUCCUCACAUCUGCUUUGCUCCGGAAUAUGUCUCCGAGGAGAAAAGGAAGGAGAUGCUGCUUGCUUGGGCCCAGCGUCUGAAGACUCUUUGGAAGGAGGAACCUGUUAACUGCUCUCCUGAAUGGUAUUUCAAGUAAUAUUCAGGCACAAUACUAUGAAAUUAGUUUUUUUUCCGUUCUUUUUGGUGCUUUAUCUCAAUAUCUGAAUAAAUAACUAAUCUCAUAACUUGAAUGUAUUACAGAUAUCUUUCUUGAGUAUAUAGGUAGCAGCUUAGCUGACAAUAUACCUCCUGUCUUCAGUGCUGGAUGCUAACUCUUUGUGACAAAUUAUCCUAGAACAUAUAUACAGUGACAUCCUGUCUACUAGUGGCUGGUAAUACAAGCAGUAUUUACUUGCAGAUCAUAUUGUUGUUGAUUAUGAAACAGUAAAGUGCAUUGCCAAGCUUAUUUUAACACUUUUUGCACCAGCUGCGCUUUUUUCAUUGGCCCGGAAAUAUGCUGCCCAGACUCAACAUAGUUGCAGUGCAGCCUGCUCUUUUAAAUGAGAUCUACAUUUGUGUCUUUGAGUUAUGAAGCCAUGCACAGGUUAUGAAGCUGGAUGUACAGCUGCAUAGUGACUUAGACAGCUGGAAACUUAUGGACAAGCCUUAGGCAUUUCCACAUAUCUACAAAAAUAUUAAAGCAAUAUUAAAGCUAUGACAGAUACUAGGGAAAGGAGGGAACAAAUAAAAACAUCCCAUAGCAGUAUGUGCAUGCAUUACCUUUCCUUAUAGAAUGUACAUCUUUGUAAAUCAUUUGUAAAGGACGUAGCUUUCUAAAAUCAAGGAGAAUUCCCUAUUUUUGUUACUUUGAGUAGAGAUAGAAAGGAAUUAAAUCUACUCCCUAUCCCUUUACACCAGUCAGUAUUGCUAUUCAGGCUUGGAGGGCCUAGUACAUACUCUACUUCCUUAGUGUAGAGGAGUGCACCUCCUCACAGGUGUCCAGCACUGCCUUCCCAAAAAACUGCAGGAGCACUGUCUGCCUACAGGCCGGUUAUCUAGUGGAACACAGUGGCUAUCUGGCUCUUAAUAUCUAGGAAUUUUAGCUUGCACUUCGGUGGAAUAAUUUGGAUGCUUGAGAACAGUUAAUGCUUUUUGUGCAUAUAGCAAAGGGUAGAUUUCUUGCUUAGCUUCACAAUUUAUUACCUUGAUCAAAUUAUGUCACAGCUGGCUUUGCACGUUGAUAUUAAAAGAAUGUAGCCUGAUUAAGAAACACCAGUCUUCUGAGUCACUGUCAAAUGACAUUUAGGCCUCUGCAUACAGAGCAUGCACUUGCCAUGCUUUCUUUGUAGCAUCCUUGUUAUGUCCCCACCCUUAUGUUUAUAUAGGGGCUGUUUGGAUAAUAAACUUGCUGAGCCCUGAUUCUGGAGGGGCAGUAUAAACUAACAUGUCAGACCGGGAACUGCAACAGCAGAGAAAGAUGCACAUAGUCCUGUCUGUCACUGUACUAGGUGAAUGGCUACCUCUAGCAGAGACAACAGAGAACCCUGCAAGCACUGCUGUAUAUCCUGAACUGUUGCUGCUUUCUGUUUCAGUGUAUAUGACUCAGAGUCCUUAGAUUACGCAAGCAAGCAAGCAAUUGGCCUUGGUUCAAUAGCUCUUAAGGACAGGAAUCAUCCUUACGUUCACUGUGUUCAGUUAACCUGCCCAUUUAAGAAAGAAGGAAAUGGAUAUGAAAGCAGAAGUUGCAAUUGUCAAACAAAAUGUUACUAUAUUAGAUCAAUUGCAGUGCUUAGUGGGUUUAGCUGUUAGGUGAACAAUUCCCAAAUCGACAUACAUGGUGAAAAUAUACUUCUCUAUACUACUUAGCAUAUGUGUAGCAGCUCUCCCCCCCCCACACACACUGUAGUAUUAAGUACUGGUAUUAGACUGGUUACUUGUAAGUAUACAAGAAUGGCUGUGCUAGGUUAGAACAAGGAUCCUCCAACCCCAAGUUCUGUUUCCCACAGUGGUUGUAAGCUGAUGCCAGGAAAG